CUGCCCCCACUGGCGCCAGUGCCACAGGCGGUGCUGGCAGGCUGCAGGUGGCGAGGCCGGUGGGAGGUGGGAGUGCUGCUAUGCCCAACCCUCAUGCUCGAGGAAGUCCGUAUUCUCAGGGCCACGGGGACUACUCGCAAGCAACCCAGGGGCAGGCAGCACAGGCAGCACAGGCGGCACAGGCGGCAGAGGCAUGGCAGCGGAGCACACCCCAGCCAGACAGUGCGUUCAUCACCUCCCUUGCGGGCGCCCCGGCUACCUCUGCUCCCUCCCUGCCCUCCGCCCCCUCGUUCACCUCCCCACCAACCUUCACCCACUGGACUCCCGACUCUCACUACUCAUCUGCCACGCCACCCACCACUGCCAUCCCCUCCGCCCAGUCAGCCCCGCCAGCCCCAGGAGCAGGCGGGUGGGGCCAACCUGCUGCUGCUGCAGCGCUGGCUUACCAGCCAGCACAGGCAGCAGCAGCAGCAGCGGCGGCGGCAGCAGCAGGUGCCUUCACAAACCCCAUGUUUGCCACUCCGCCUGCCCCCAAUGCAGCCACUGGUUCUGCCCCUGCAGCCUUUUCCUUCAUGCCAGGGGGUGCUACUGCUGCCAGUGCCAGCCCAGUCGUGGGGGCCGCGGGGGCUACAUCAGAGGCACACCCAUCGCAGGCGUCCCCACAUUCGGCGUACGGUGGAGGUGAUGGGGGUGUGGCGCCAAACGGAGGAAUGGUUGGAGGAGCAAGAAUAGGGCAGAAUAUUGCAGUGGCAGCAGCAAAUGGGCCUACUGCUUCACCAUCUGCAGGUAGCUUCUCAAGCUCUCAAGACCCAGGGCCUCGCGAGGUAGCGGAUGCGCACAAGGCUGCUCGAUACGCCGUGAGUGCGCUUGCGGGUAAUGACGUUCCAACCGCUGUUGAUUUUAUCAGAAAGGCGUUGGCUUUGCUGGAGCCCGGUCGUGGCUAUUAG
Messenger RNA from Closterium sp. Yama58-4, 947 nucleotides. The record is from the annotation of a GenBank genome assembly. Lineage: Eukaryota; Viridiplantae; Streptophyta; Zygnematophyceae; Desmidiales; Closteriaceae.